UGGGCGGCGCCAUCCGGGGAGGAAGAGGCGGAGGCGGCGAGAGGCGAACAAAGAGCGCCGGCAGCCGCGCCGAGCGGAGGGAGCGUGUGGGCCGGCGGGGCAGGGGCCAUGUCGGGCACGGAGCCUCCGAAGCCGCCGCCGGGGCCGCGGGGCCUCCUGGGCCGCCUGAACCGGCGGAGCUGAGGCGGCGCUGCUGCUGCUGCUCGCAUUGCCCCCUCAUGGCCGCGGGAAGGGGCAGCUCCUCCGGGUGAAGGAAGGAAGGAAGGAGGUGGCGGCGCGGCGGCGGCGUCCCUGAGGGGGAGAAGGAGGCGGCGGCGGAGGCGACCGGGGGAGGCCAGGCGCCUUCUCACCUCAGGCCGGGCAUGGCGGCGGCGGCGGCGGCCGGCGUGAGCUACUCUCCUCCGUGGUGGGUGAGCCUCUUGCACCGCCUGCCCCAUUUCAGCCUCCGCUGGGAGGCCGUCGGCGACGACUUCCGACCCGAGGACGCCGAGUACCAGCAGGCCCUCUUGCUGCUGGGUGGUGUUGCUCUGUCCUGCCUUGCUCUGGAUCUCCUCUUCCUCCUUUUCUAUUCCUUCUGGUUAUGUUGUCGCCAUCGGAAAACUGAAGAACAGCUGAAUGCAGAUUGCUGCUGUACAGCUUGGUGUGUCAUCAUUGCAACUCUGGUCUGCAGUGCUGGCAUAGCUGUUGGCUUCUAUGGAAAUGGGGAGACCAGUGAUGGCAUUCAUCGGCUAACAUCUUCACUGCGGCACGCCAAUCUCACUGUUGCAGGGGUCCAAGACCGGGUGCAAAAUAUUGCAGUUGCUCUGAACAAAACAGCAGAGCCCAACUUGGGGUUCCUGGAGGUAAUGUUUGCUAAACAGACAGAUUACCUGCACGUGGUUCAAAAGCUACAAGGACUCUUGGAUGAACUUGUGAGGCAGACAACAGAGAUUCCUUUCUGGAAGAAUGAUGACGUCUCUCUAGAAUUGCUGGCAGGUCGUAUUGAUCUGUAUGACUGGUACAGGUGGCUGGGAUACCUGGGCUUACUCAUGUUCCAUGUCCUAAUCUGUUUGCUGGUGCUAUUUGGACUAAUUAGAAACUCAAAGGCCAUUCUUGUGGGAGUGUGUCUUCUAGGGGUGCUUGCCCUCAUUGUGAGCUGGGGGUCCCUGGGUCUGGAGUUAGCUGUUGCUGUGGGUUCAAGUGACUUCUGCGUUAACCCUGAUGCCUACAUCUCCCGAGUGGUAGAGGAUUAUGCGGUGCUAAGUACAGAUACUCUGAACUAUUAUCUUGUCUGCAAUGCUGGCUCCCUAAAUCCGUUUCAGCAGAAGCUGUCGGGAAGCCACAAGGUCCUGGUAGAAAUGCAGGAUGAUGUGCUGGAGCUGAUGAAGUCUGCCGUCAAAGAAUACCCCGCUUCCAAGGAGCACAUCAGUCAAAUCCAGGGAGUUCUGAAUACCACCGAAAGCAACCUGCAGCACCUGACUGCCCUGGUGGACUGUCGGAGUCUCCAUUUGGAUUACAUACAAUCUCUGACGGGCUUCUGCUAUGAUGGUGUGGAAGGGCUUAUCUAUCUGGUUCUCUUCUCCUUUGUCACUGCCCUCAUGUUCAGUUCUAUAGUGUGCAGUGUCCCGCACACUUGGCAGCAAAAGAGGAGUUCAGAUGAUGAUGGAGAGGAUGAAUCGACUGCUCAAGGGAACAGGCAAACGCACGACAACUUGUACAGGGUGCACAUGCCUAGUCUUUACAGCUGUGGGAGCAGCUAUGGAAGCGAGACCAGCAUCCCAGCAGCGGCGCACACAGUCAGCAAUGCUCCUGUCACAGAGUACAUGAGCCAGAAUGCAAAUUUUCAGAACCCCCGAUGUGAGAACACACCUUUGAUUGGCCGGGAGUCUCCACCUCCCUCCUACACCUCCAGCAUGAGAGCCAAAUACCUCGCCACCAACCAGCCUCGGCCAGACUCUGGCAGUGUGCAUUAAAAACUAGAAUGUGGUCUAAGUUUUAAAAAAAAGGAACAAAACGUGCCAACUGCUGCCAUCCUGUGUUGUCCUCGCAGAACAGCCCUGCUUUUUUUCUGUCCUGAAUCUAGCUCAGUUGCUUUUCUUGCUUCUCCACCCCUUUGGAGUGCACUUGGGGCAAAGCUAGGUGGAAGCUUAUUACUGAUUAAGGCUAUACUUACUUGCACCUGUGUGUGCAGGAGUGGACAGAGAAGCAAGGUCCUGUGCACACCUGCAGGAGACUCGCCAGUUCACCCAUGUUGCCCUGCUAUGUGUGGGAUCAGCUUUUGUUGACCGCCAAUCAGGAAAUUGCAAGCCGCUUGCCACCUUUUCUGCCAGGCCUCUGUCUAAUUCAUUGAGGACGAAAAUGGUGUCGUGAGUCAAGCCUAGAAAAAGUGGAUCAUCUUACAGAAGUACUAUGGAUGCAACAUACUAAUCCGAGGAAGCCAUAUUUAAUGCGCACACUGUCAUAAAGUUCACGUGCACUCAGCUUCUACUGCAUAUCUCUCAUCUCUGUGCUACUCUAGAGAAGCGUCUCCUCAUUCCAGGAUCGACAAAUCUGGGAGGCCACCUCUUCCUUCCGUGUUAGAAUGAGAAGGCCUGCUGAUUCAAUCAUCCUCUUCCAGUACAAGUUUACUUCUCUCUCCCUCUCUUUAGACCUAGGUGCAAACACCUGGGGAGAAGUAGGGGGCUUCCCUUGCCAACUGCUGUAUUCUCACUCCCCACACGCUCUGCAUGCACCCACAUGCAUGGAUGAGUUCACAUCGGCUGUGCUGAAUUUUCCCACUCUACUUUGCCACUAGACUUUCUAAUAGCAAUCAGCAGAAGUUCUUUGACACUGAUGUACAGACAUGAAACUGGAGCCAGCAUUCCUUCUGGUGCCAAAAUAUUUCAGGACAAUGGUUAAGGAGCAUUAGACGGGGGAGAGAAGCAUCUUAUCUCUGCUGUUGGCCGCAUGGCACGAGUGUAACACGAUGAAAGCGCAACUAAGAGUGCCAGCCAGGUUCGGUGCAAAUGUUCCCCUGUGGCAAGAUGGACUUACUGCUUGUUCUGAGCAUUGGGACAUGCAAGACCCUAGAAGCGUUGGAUUCAGAUAUAGACCUUUGGGAGAGCUCCACAAUCAAUCUACAGAUUUAUGCUGCUCCUGUAUCCCAGAAUUGGGGAGCAAAAAUACUGUGAAUGUCAGAACAGGUUUGAUAUUUGCUUUUUCUCCCACCACCCUCUUUGGCCCGUCAUGCUAAUCUCUCAUAUUGGCUGCACAAACCACAUUCCAGUUGCCUCUUAAAAUGAUGUGUGCUGGCAACAAAGAUCGACAGCAGAUUGAGAGAGAUCAAAGUUCAGGGAUGCCUGCACCAGUCCCACAGCUGCUGCAUUGAAGGUGCUCUAUUUGAUAAAACACCAUGGGGGGCCAGGGGUGGGGGGUGACAACAGGAAAUACUGGACAGGGAAGGCCUUUACUUAUUUAAUACUUUGAUUUUUCAUUUCUGUGUAACUUAUCCCACAACAAGUGACUAGAGACAGGGUAAAAUACCUCCCAGUGUCAGCUGAGAUACCAGAUCACUUUUUUGCGUGGCACCUUUGUUAGAACUUGGGGGGGUCCUCAUUUAAGUUCACGUAGAAGCCACAGUGAGUUUGUCCCAUCACCUAGGACAGUAUUGGAGGAGAACUCCUCCAGACAUAGAAUGAUAGAAUUGUAGAGUUGAAAGGGACCUUGAGGAUCAUCUAGUCCAAUCUCCUGCAAUGCAGGAACAUGCAGCUGCCCCAUACGGAUCAAACCUUGAUGUUAGUAGCACCACCAUGCUCUAAUCAACUGAGCUGUUCACCCACUUGAUAACCCGUAUCUCUUCCAUUAGCGAAGGGCUGCUUUCAGGGGAAGGUUUGUAUGCCUUCUCCUUGGAAAUAGGUUACUUCCUACAAGGGCGUGACUCUUUUGCACUCUGCUUACUGAGAAAGUGGAGGAUGCUAACGGACCAUGGGAUCUUUGGGUGCUGCCUGCAGAAGGAUAGAAAGAAAAGAUUGAAACAGUCUUCAGUCAGUUGUCAAAAAGAUUUAUGUGUAUAUGAACAGCAUAAUAAGCCUUUAAAUUUACCUCUGGGUAUAGAUUCUGGUAAUAUGCUAUCCAAUACAAUUAGGAGAGGGGUCCACAAAGUUAAAGACUGUAAAUGUUUAUGUCCUCCCUGCUAUCCGGCAACCUUUUGAUAAUUACUGUCCAUCUGGCUAGCUCCAAAACUGGUCUCUUUUCCCACUCUAAGGACCAUACUGCACAUUGCAAAGCAGCAAACCCACACUUGCCAUUGAGUGCACACUCAGUUGGGAGUUAAUCCUCAAUUCUGCUUAGGUACAUGGUUUUGAAACACCUUGUUUGCUCAUGCUUCUAAAACAAAAAAAUGUAGGUGUACACUUAAAACAUCUUAAAUUUAUGGAACAGUUUUCAGAUUAUACUGGAGAAGCAGCCCCCAAAUAGCACCCUGGGUAGCCUAGCCAUGAUUUUUAAUGGCUUGAGAAAGGCAAGCCUUCAAACAAGGUCUCUCCCACCCCAUGCCCACUAGUGUAGAAAGGAAGAGAUUCAUAGAGUAUGAAAUCAUAGAACUGUAGAUUUGGAAAGGACCUCAAGGGUCAAGUAGCCCAACCCCCUGCAGAUGCUCCAGUAAAUGCUGUCUGUCCAUACUGAUGCUAACCAAGGGACCAACAAUAACAUUACAGUAACCACUAUAGAAAUUGCCUUCGUCCAAGGUGUAGCUGCAACUUACGCUCUGAAGAGGAAGGAGCAACCGGGUACACUGCUGGAUCAUGAAUUGCCAAAUGGAGAUGUGCUUAGUAUAUUCCAUUGGAUUUCUGGAAGGAGACCAUUUGGGGAAAAGUGAUGCUAUAAGGCAAAGCUGCAAGGUCUCUACUGUGUGGAUUCGGCUGGGGGACUCUGGACUUGAUGUGACUUUUUUUCCAACUUCCGUAGAGUCGCAGCAUCUAACUGCCUUGUUGCAUGCAAUGCAGGACCUUGGUGUAUAUCUUAAUUAACGUGGGCAAGACUCAACUUGGUUUUUAAUUGAACCUCUUUUUUAAAAAAACGAAAAGAACAACACCGAUAUGAAUUCCUGAGUGACACCAACAGCAAGUGGGGAUUUUCCAAGGCUAGUUGAAGUGGACCUACUUCUGAAAAAGAAGCUGGCGUGUGGGGGCAUUUGCACUGGCACGAGGAGAAGUGCACGCAGUGGUGACCUGCAAGUGAGGUGACUCUGUGCAGUCUCUUGUGCAAUCCCAAACCAUCUGUGGUUGCAGCAUGUCUGUGGAAUCAGCUUCUCAGGAGUUCUCUGCGUCAUUUGUUCCACCCCCACCCUGCCCUCCAGGCCAGCUUCUGAACAGACUAAUUCCAAAUUGCUGACUGGCUGGUUUUAUCUUUUAGCUGGCUUUGGUGCCUGUUGGGGCUCUUAAAUAUCUUUGGUAUAGCAAGUGAAACCACAAAAAAACUUUAUUUUUUCCUCUGUCCUAAUUUGUAUGAGUUUUUAAGUAAUGUGAUGGGGGGGGGGAACAAUCUCAAGACCAUAUUGCUUGGAAUGUGUCCUGGCUGAUUUCCUCAGCGACUCUCAAAUCAUUUCAGAACCAUCGCCCUUUGAUUUAGUUUCUGAAAUUCUGGAGAGGGAGGAAGACCGAUAUCUAGUACUGCCUGAUCAGAAUCUAAAUGAGGCAGUGAGACAUCGGAAUGGGGAACGAGUGGUAAAGACUCUCCUUUUGAUUUUCUUUCUCUUUCCCUCCCCCACCCCCCAGUGCAUCUGUGGCCAUCUGCUUGUCUGCUUUAUUUGGUCAUGUUCCUCCCCUUUUCCUCCCCCCCCCAAAAAACCCCCCAUGACAUUGUCACAGCACUUUUUUUAUUAAAAAAACAAUUGUGAACCAAGAACCUUGUCAAGCACACAAACAUCUCCACAAUGUGAAAUGUAUAUAGCAUGUUGGACUCUCUGCGUCCAGUGUUCAAGACUGCAUUGUAAUCGUUUAAAAAAAAAAAGGAAAUUGAAUCAAGACUUGGCUGUGAAUUUAUUUUUUCGUGUGUGUGCUGUCCUGGAAAUAAGUGUAGUGUUUUGUAUCCUGUAUGUUAAUGUUAGCUGACUCCAUUUUGAGUUCAUUUUUGCUUAUUAAAAGAAAAAGAAAAAAGAAGGGUUCAGUGUACGAACUUGGCGUUCAUCCACGUAUGCCGAUCUGAGGAGUUCGAUUCUCCUCUGUUGUCCCCUAUUCCGUGUUAAAUACCACUGGAAACAUAUUUUCAUUUAGUGCCUCGGGUGUGACCAGCUUAGCAGUGAUGGAAGGAGAGGGAGGCCCAGAAUUUCCCAAGCCGCAGAUUGCAUGUUCAUGGAAAGGUGUUUGUGUGUGUGUGCUCAGGGUACGAUUUCCAAGAAUAAUUAAAGCUUCCACAUUACUGCUUAGCCCAGGCAAUUGGUGGCGCCUAGAUUCAUCUUGGCCAUACAGCUUGUGACCUACCAAGCCAAACAGCACACCUCACUCAACAAGCCGCCUGUUUUUGUUUUUCUGCCUGCCUGGAUGUGCAGAAAUGGCAGUGUUGAAACUCCUGGCAGGCCACUUACUGUAAGCAGAUGGGGAGCCAGUUUCACUUGGCUUGAAUUUGUGCAUGUCUUGAAAUUCUUGGUGCUAAACACUAUUUAGAAAGCCUGUGCCGCCUCUGCUCAUUAUCCCCUGUUAGGAUGAGCAUUGUGUGUGUUCACAAAGGGGAAGAAUUCUACCUACAUUUUGCAGUAAUCAAUGUCGCAGUGGCUGACCCAGCCAUGAGAAAGAAGUUGAGCUUCUCUCUUUUGACACAGCUUUAGCCUGCAGUUCAAGUUCCUACUUCAGCAUGGAAGGUUGAAAGUCAUAGGACCAUUUCGCAUAAUGCUGUGUGUCAGAUUGUAGCAGAGAUACUGUGGGAGAGUUUUGGUUGUGUGAAAUGUGUCCCAUGCAUAAGUUUUCGCGUGGUACUCAUGAACUGGAGGCAAGCUUAUGUGAUUCACAUGCAAAAAAUACUUCUUAAAAGGCCACAUGGAUACAAGCCAGUGUUAACUUACACUGUUCUUGCCUGCUCUCAGCCAGCGUUUCAGGAGACCGUACAGACUCUCUGCCAUCCUUAGCAAGGCUUUGAAUAUCAGGCAAGAUCUUUCUUUUCCAGGACCAGCCUCCCAUGAGGAUUAAUAGCUAGGAGGCUUGGAUUUCAACUCCUUAUGCCAUGCAAACAUUUAUCUCAUACAUUUCCUGAAUUUUCAGGCUAUAAUUCAUUGUGCUCUCUUUGAAUUGCCUGCAAUAUUAAAUCAGCUGGGUUCCCCUUUUCUUCACCUUAGAUAUUUCCCAUUUCUGUUACUCACGAUUAAUCUGUAACUUGGAUGGGAAACCAGUGUCCAUGUUGUUGGACUCCAACUCCCAUUAGCCCCAGCCAAUGGUUCUAAUCAUCAUGGAUGAUGGGAACUGUAAUUUAGGGCUUUCCCCACCCUGUUUUAACUAAUGGCUGGCCAGGACCCCAAAAUCCUUAAGUCUAACCCAGUUUGAACUUGUAUCUUGAGCAGGCCCUGAGCCACAUUGGGAGCUUGCUGUUUGAAAGGAGUCUAUGGGGCAUGUGAGAGCCUUUGGAAACCUCUAGAGCAGGCUUCCUCAAACUUGGCCCUCCAAAUGUUUUUGGCCUACAACUCCCACGAUCCCUAGCUAGCAGGACCAAUGGUCAGGGAUGAUGGGAAUUGUAGUCUCAAAACAUCUGGAGGGCCGAGUUUGAGGGAGCCUGCUCUAGAGUAGCUUCUUGGAUCUUAGCCAUUUAUGUGUAUGUGUGUGAGAGAGAAAUUGCUAUUCACAGCUAGUUGCAGGACUGCAGAGUUUGAUUCCUGGAAUGUUAUCUGCUAGAACAAGAAAGAAUCUCUGCUGCUAAUCUUUAUUUUUGAGCUUGCCCAAGAGAGAGAAGAUGCAGAGACACACUUUGCUUUUCCAAGGGAUCCGAUUAAAAAAAGACCGAGUAGAAUUAAUCUCAGCCUUAAGAAGUGCUCAGUGCUGAAAAGAAAGAGGGUAAGAGCCACUCUUCCAACUUCCUGUUUCAGCUCUAUGUACUUUUAACCACCCUUAUCACCCAAUGAUCUAGGGGGGCAUCAAGUGGGGAGGCUCAGAGGCCCCUGCAAGGGGAGAUCUCAAGGGCGCUUCAUUGGCAACCCAUGGCUUAAGCUCCCAUAACCUCUAAAGUGUAUGGGAAACUUGAUGGGACCAUGGAAGUGAGAGCUGGGAUCUCCUAGAGCCUAGACUUUUUUCAUUCUUGAUUGACAUGCAGUUGUCAGAUGAGAGUUUGGCGGUGGGAUUGGGGAGAUGGCUUGGCUUCACUAGACUUCAGUUUUUCCUCUGUAAACGAGGCAACUCUCCUCUCGCCCAACUGGGUGAAGUUUUGCUUUGACGUCCUGCAUAGGAAGAUGCAGAGGUGUGGGCUUUUAUUUAUUUAUUUAUAACAGAAAACUGCCCCUUCUGGGUGCACUUGGACCAAAAAAGAGGAAGAAAAGGCCAGUUUUUAAGCAGGCAGCUAUGAGGAAAGCAAAGCGUUAUUCCUUUCAAUAUUUAAAGAGGGGUUGCUCUACUCCCUCAGGAUCAUUCUAGGUGCUGAGUGUCUUCGACAACAAGAACAACACCACUGUCCUCUCUAUGCAAUGUUGGUUUUUUCUAUUUUACGUUAGGAUUCUGAAUUUCUCCACCACAAGGGCUCCAUCUCCAGAGAGCGAUGAAGUAGUUGGCAAGAAUGUUGCUAACACACACACACACACACACAGAGCUUCAGGUGUUUUGGUGCUGUUAAAUUUGCUUCUGGGAUUUGCCAACUAGGAUGAACCAGCUAUGGUAGCUGUGCUUUUCAUUAGCACAUUAGCAGACCAAUGGCAGCCACAAUUGGGAGAUGACUGUGUUUGUCCCCAUGCUGUAAAAAGGCACAAGAAUAGGCCAGGCUGCUUUUCCUGGCCAGUUGGCAACCCUAGCUGUAACAUCGGUCCUGGAUCCUUUGUUAGCAAGAGUCAACGUGGGAAUUGCCUGAGGACUUCUCUCUUCCGGCUUCACUCCCUCACCUUUUGACUUACUGUCACAGAAACAUACCAGUGAAGACAAAACUGACAUUUUCUCUCUCUCCUAACUUGGUUUUGUUUAAAACCACAAUGGCUGUACUGUAUAUCAUGCCACUUUAUACAUAUAUAAAGAUGCACAUGUAUAUGUGUGUAAUUUUUUUAAGCCUUUGAACAUGACUAGUUGCUUUCAAGUGUUCUGCACUUACCCCAAAUGUUUUGAAAUUUUGUGGGGGUAUAAACUGAGGAGUGAGCCUGUUUUUGUAUCCUUCCCUUUCCUCUCAUUAGUUUUAUUAAAUUGUACUGUAACCAUUUUUUAAUUUUUUUUACUGGUUUGGGUUUUCUUUCCCCCCUUGUUCAGCAAAUGCUAAACAAAAAGUUCUAAAUGUAAUUUCUGUGGUUUCUAUUCAGCUUCAGUUUAAUGUUUUAAAAUAAACUUUGAAAAUGCA
This is a messenger RNA of Podarcis raffonei (Aeolian wall lizard), 9468 nucleotides long. It is a transcript of the gene TTYH3, whose product is annotated as tweety family member 3. Gene Ontology annotation, molecular function: volume-sensitive chloride channel activity; intracellularly calcium-gated chloride channel activity. The transcript is spliced from 14 exons. Gene Ontology annotation, cellular component: plasma membrane. NCBI's taxonomy places the organism in Eukaryota, Metazoa, Chordata, Lepidosauria, Squamata, Lacertidae. Bases 363 to 1952 code for a protein of 529 amino acids. The record is from RefSeq and is a predicted model, not a curated record.